This is a messenger RNA of Ostrea edulis (European flat oyster), 1194 nucleotides long. RefSeq lists its product as uncharacterized. The transcript is spliced from 3 exons. The coding region runs from base 54 to 1094 and encodes 346 amino acids. NCBI's taxonomy places the organism in Eukaryota, Metazoa, Mollusca, Bivalvia, Ostreida, Ostreidae. The record is from RefSeq and is a predicted model, not a curated record.
CUUUGACUGUGUUGCGUGGUUAUUUAGAGAUUUGAUCAUUGUGGACACUGAGAAUGGACAUUCUAAGAAGCGCAUUUUUGACUGUAUAUAUCUUUGUCUGUAGACUAAUGGGUGUUAGAUCAGCGUGUGCCACUUCUCAUCUUAAAUGGCCACUCCUGCCCACGACAUGCACGCUAGAGGUGCUAUCUUCCACGAGCAGUAUCAUUGAUCCUCCGUGUCCACUGAGUUUCACAGAAGGAUAUCCCGUCUCUGGUCAGAUUAACAAUUCAGUACAAAUCACAGCUGGCUCCUUCUUCGACGUUGAUGUUACAAAUAUCACAGUCAACAGCAACGAUGACUAUGGUAUUUCUAUCUAUAUUUACCCACAGACGGACUCGGGUCCUCUCUUUGACUACCAGUCGACGGACGGCUCCUUUGAAUUGAAAGUCUGGCUAGAUAGUGGAUAUAUCAGGGCAUCACGGCUGGUAACCAACAACCCGUAUACUUACUUGGUGAACGAACAACUGAAUCCAGUCAUCGUAAACACGUGGCAAAAAGUGGGCGUGUCAGUGGACACUGGCGCUAAAAAACUAAUAACACAUGUUUCAAACAACUUGCAGAUUAAUAAGGACAGUGUCAGCACCAAAGACCAGGCAAGUAACACUAAUAACGAUAUCGACAGGCUGAUCGUGACCCCGGGCAAAAUUCGAGUGGGAGGAAUGUUCAACAACAGUGUGCCUCGUACGUUUGCUGGGUUCGUGACGUGCAUAGGACUGGUAAAAGAUGAUAAAAAUCUGGACUGCCUCACUGAUUGUGCCUCAGAUACGAGCUGGUCCGUUAAUCCCACUUAUGGCAACUUUGCUAAGUUGCAAUAUGCCACCUUUUCAGGUGUUCUAAACAACGUGAUUCCAACGGUAUUGCCUAUACACCAAUCAAUGACGAAAUCGCCCAUCAUGUGCGCGGUCAAGUGUCUGCGGGACUUCCAAACCUGCCGAUCUUUCACGUUUGCAUCACAGUCCAACAACUGCUCUCUGUUUCGUGAAACAUAUACGUUGCCAUCUGACUUCUCCAACCAUCCUGGUCAUAUCUACUAUAAACUUCUCAGCUACAUAUAGUCAAUGACCAAACACUAAUACAGUAUCACAUUGUACUACAGUUCACAAUAAUGACUGUGUUACUGUAUGUGUAAUGAAAUAAGACAACUUGGUUUCUGAC